Dromiciops gliroides (monito del monte) is the source of this 6578-nucleotide messenger RNA. RefSeq names its product ATP-dependent RNA helicase DDX19B. The record is from RefSeq and is a predicted model, not a curated record. Lineage: Eukaryota; Metazoa; Chordata; Mammalia; Microbiotheria; Microbiotheriidae. Gene Ontology annotation, molecular function: RNA binding; ATP binding; RNA helicase activity. The transcript is spliced from 12 exons. Bases 241 to 1695 code for a protein of 484 amino acids. Gene Ontology annotation, biological process: poly(A)+ mRNA export from nucleus. Gene Ontology annotation, cellular component: cytoplasmic stress granule; nucleus.
GCUUUGUCACCCACAGGCCUUUCUUGCUCCCCCAGGGCCAAGGCUGGCUGAACCUCCUCAAGAUGCCUACCCCACCAAGGACCAGCUGCUUUUGAGGGCCCUUCUCUGGCUCUGAUUGGCUGUCCCAGCCCAUCCAUCUUCCUUCCAGCCAAUGACAGCCUCCUCCACACCUGGGCCCUACCCAGGGUGGCAGUUGGUGCUGCUGUAACUGCCACUGCCCGGCAGGGAGCUGUGGAGGCCAUGGCCAGCAGGAGUGGCCGAGCCCGGGGUCGGGCGCUGGGCCUCUUCUCCCUGGCUCUACCAGUGGGGGAUUUGAGCAACUUACAUCUGAAGGAAGAGAGAGUCAAACCAGAUACCAAUGGUACAGUUGUUAAAUCCACUGAAAAUGUAGAAAAGACUGAUGAAGAGGAGAAAGAGGAUAGAGCUGCCCAGUCACUAUUAAAUAAACUGAUAAGAAACAAUCUUGUUGAUAACACAAAUCAAGUGGAAGUCCUACAACGGGAUCCAAAUUCUCCCCUUUAUUCAGUGAAGUCUUUUGAAGAGCUUCGACUGAAACCUCAGCUUCUACAAGGAGUCUAUGUGAUGGGUUUCAACCGACCAUCUAAAAUACAAGAAAAUGCAUUACCUAUGAUGCUUGCUGAACCCCCACAGAACCUGAUCGCUCAGUCUCAGUCUGGUACUGGUAAAACAGCUGCAUUUGUCCUGGCUAUGCUCAGCCAAGUGGAACCUUUGAAUAGAUACCCCCAGUGUUUGUGCCUCUCACCAACAUAUGAACUGGCACUUCAGACAGGAAAGGUGAUUGAACAGAUGGGCAAAUUUUAUCCAGAACUUAAACUCGCUUAUGCUGUUCGAGGCAACAAAUUAGAAAGAGGUCGUAAGAUCAGUGAGCAGAUAGUAAUUGGCACCCCUGGAACAGUUCUGGAUUGGUGCUCCAAGCUGAAAUUCAUUGAUCCCAAAAAGAUCAAGGUGUUUGUUUUGGAUGAAGCUGAUGUGAUGAUCGCUACCCAAGGUCAUCAGGAUCAGAGCAUCCGCAUCCAGAGGAUGCUGCCUAAGAAUUGUCAGAUGCUGCUUUUCUCUGCCACCUUUGAGGAUUCUGUGUGGAGGUUUGCACGGAAGGUUGUCCCAGACCCCAACAUCAUCAAACUGAAACGAGAGGAAGAGACGUUAGACACCAUUAAACAGUAUUAUGUAAUGUGCAAUAAUCGAGAUGAGAAGUUUCAAGCCCUUUGUAAUCUCUAUGGUGCCAUCACUAUUGCUCAAGCCAUGAUCUUCUGUCAUACCCGCAAAACAGCUGGUUGGCUGGCAGCUGAACUAUCCAAAGAAGGCCACCAGGUGGCGCUCCUGAGUGGCGAGAUGAUGGUGGAACAGAGAGCUGCUGUGAUUGAGCGUUUCCGGGAGGGCAAGGAGAAAGUGUUGGUGACCACCAAUGUGUGUGCUCGAGGUAUUGAUGUGGAACAGGUGUCUGUGGUUAUCAACUUUGACCUGCCAGUGGACAAGGAUGGGAAUCCAGACAAUGAGACCUACCUCCAUCGGAUUGGGCGCACGGGGCGCUUUGGCAAGCGAGGCCUGGCCGUGAACAUGGUGGACAGCAAGCACAGCAUGAACGUUCUCAAUAGGAUCCAAGAACAUUUCAAUAAGAAGAUAGAGAGAUUGGACACAGAUGAUUUGGAUGAGAUUGAGAAAAUAGCCAACUGAAACUCCUUGUCUAGAGUUGACUCACACCCUCCGGAUGUGUUAUCUCCAGCUCCAUUUGGACUGUUUUUCAAAUUGAUACAAUUCUUAGCCAGUCACAAAAAAGGACUAAGGCGGGAAUACAUAGAAAUUACCUACCUCAUUUCAAAUUACGUUUGGACUUAAAGAAAAAUUGUGCAAAUAAUGGGGGGAGGGUAGAAAGAGAAAAAAUGUUUACAUGAGCUCUUAAGAUUAGGCAUGAAUACAAAGAAAUUACCUUUUUGGCAAAUUUCUUCCCCAUUUAAAGUUAAUGUGUACCAAUCUUAAAUGUAAACUAGGAACUUGUCAAAGCUUUGUUUAGUCUCUGACUCUUGGGCCCUUGUGGUAUUGUAUAGAUGUCUCUUCUUUCCCCUGGGUUAGGCAUAUCUUAGUGUUUGUACCUGCCUGCAUCUACCUGCAAAAGUGGCAUUGUGGAAGUGAGCAUAGUAGAUGCCAUUUCUCCAUGUGGCUGUUAGGCUGGUGCCCAGUAGACAGUAUCUUUCCAGCAUCCCCAAAAUGCCCAAGAUCCUUCAAUAACAAAUAGAAAGGAGACAAAUGGGCUUGUUUCAAUGGAAUCAGACUCUUAUGACUAGACUGGAAAAGACAGAAAGACGUAUUUGAAAGGGAUUGGAAGAGACCAUGGCCAACAGUGGACACAUACUGUCACUUUGACCUUGUUGUCCAAAUUAAUAAGGAAAGGCUUAGAAAUUACUCAGGAUAUAAGAUAUCCUUUCCAAAUGGUGAUUCUGACUUGGUGUCUUAGCCAGUUUGUAUGACAAUGUCUCCAGUCAUAACUAGCAGUGGACUAGAGAUGGAUGCCCUAUCAAUGACCUGUUUUAUCUCCAGGCCUCAUUUCAGGCUUAAUUAUACCUUAGUCAUCAAUGGUAACCCCCCAAAAAACCACCCUGGGUCUGUCUUGAACUGAAUAUUUUUAUGCUGGCAAUAGUAAUUUGCUCUUUCUGGCAUCUAAAAUUGGACUGUGUAGCCUCUUUCCAAAAUGACAGAAGGACAGGAGCAGCGUGGAACCCUAACAAAGAUAAACCACAGCUAUCUGUGCUUCAGUACCACUACUCUUCUGUCCCUCCAGAUUGGAUAUCUUAAUCUAGAUUUCUCCUUUACAGGAUCCUUCAAGAAAAAAAAAAGCCCUAGUCCGUUGAACAGAUAGCCCAGACUGGUACCUCUCAAAAUAGCAUGGCCAUCCUAAGCUGCUCACAUCAAAAGAAAGUAGGGCACAUGGCUAUUCAGUGGACACAAGACGUUUCGGUGGUCCUGAUUUCCUAAACAGAAGAGAUAGGAAAGGGAAGAGGAACCACCACAGCUUUUCCAGAAAUGUUGCUGCUGCUUGACCCCACUGUCUCAACCCCAAAGGACGAGUCAUUUUUAUCAUUGAAGUAUUGCUCCAGACGCAAGAUAGCCUCACUAUAAAUGGAUUCUGAGCUUCUCUAGGUAGGGAGUAGGGGUACAAGGCGGAUUAUCGUAUCUACCAUGUCUGCUCAUGGCACAGGGUGCAUUAUAGGUGUCCCCUCUCUUGGCCCAUAUCGGCUCUUCUUCUGCUGUACUUUGUUGGUGAGAGGCAGGACCAGCAGCAUCUCCUGUCUGAGAAUGGGCAUGUCUUAACAUCUGCUCUUUGGAGUCCUAAGCAGUAUAGGCUACGCUUGCAUAAGAAAGCUGAUCCUUCACCUUCAGUCUUUUAGUUGAUCUUUCUGAACUUCUUUUCCUUGAUGUUUUUGAUGAGCUUGUCCCAUGUCACCUUUUUACCCAGCCUCAUUCUGAAACAGAAGGGGAUUUCACGCUAAGUUUUACCUUUUCUCUUCAUAGAUGAAGAUAAAUGGAUUGAAGGAUGGUUUAGUUUAGUUGGGUUGAGAUAAUUGUCUCAUCUGACAGAUAUCUGGUAAGGGACAGGGAGAGCAGGCUUUCUGCUAGGGUGUAAGUUGGCUGUUAUUUUAUCUUGCAGAUCCAAGAAGACCAAGGGCCAGUGAGUCCCCAAAGGAUUCUCUAGCAGGAGGGAAACUGGUCUAGAAGGGGUGGCUGGAUCUCUUCUUUUUUCUCCCUUGAAUAGUAUAUGCUGCUCCUUUAUUUUCAGUUUCUGUCAAGCUUCCUAAGUAAAAGUGCCCAUGGACUAGUGUUGUGCCUCCAUGUGGAUAGCCUUUCUUAAUGAAAUCUGCUAGGGCAUGUAGGGUAUAUGUAACAUGGGUGCUCGGGAGCACCUGUGGCAGAGAGGAGAGAAGAAUAAAUAUACUAGUCUAGUACUGCUGGAGUACAAUCCGUUUCUGGUUCUGACCUGUGCCUUGAGCAGAGUUGCUAAUCAGCUCUGGUUAGAACUCAGUCUCUACUGCCUAUUGAUAGAAAAAUGUCUUUGUGGGCCACUUGAGCAUCAUAUAUGGCCGCAUGGAUAAGAAAUGCCUAAUUGUAUGUCUUUUCUCUACUUAGGUUGAUAGAUUUUAACCAAUUAUGAAAAACAUGUUAACUAAGGUGGUUUUUUUUUCCCCUCUAAAUUUAUCACUAUAGGAAGAUAGAGAACAACAAAGUUUUGGUUGCUGGGUUCUGUUUGAUUAGCCCUCUGCUGUUGACUAUAUGUAUGUAUGUAUAAUAUAUAUUUAUACAUACAUACAUAUAUACCCACACCUAUAUACUCAUACAUAUACACACGCAUAUAUACACAUACAUACAUAUACACAUACAUGCAUAUAUACAUGGUUUUAUACGUUUGUGUAUCCGCUGAAGUUUUUAUUUUGUACCUUUUACCCUAAGGGUGACCACUGUAUCAAAGAUUGAAUUCACAGAAACCCAAAUGACAGGGACAUUUUUUGGGGGCCUCACACUCUUGAUCUCUGAUUACAAAAAGAUACAAACAAAGGGGAUAGCAGUGUUGCCAAGUCUUCAGGGAAAAGGCAGUAAAAGUAAAAGUCCAGGGAGUGGAGGUGGAUGAGGCUUCAGGGUUGUUUUAUCACCAGUUAUUUAUUUGUUUUGAUUGACAUCAAGUCAAUGUUGCAUAAUGACCCAGGAAUUGAGAGAAGAUUUUUUAAAUUGUGAGAUUAGUCAGGGAAAAACUUCAUGAAAGCCGUGAAUUUUGAGUUUGACCUUGAAAGAGAAGCAUGGACUUUGGAGUAACAGGAAUUGGGAGGGCAUGCUAGGCAGACAGAUGCUGAGUGUGUGCAGAGCUAGAGGCAAGAAGGGGGACCAAAGGGAAACUGAAUGAAUCUUGAGGAGAACAGAUUAGAUGCAUGAGAUAGCAAACCUUAAAGAAGGGAAGAGGAACUUGGUAGGUAGUAGGAACUCAUAAAUCCUAAGGGUAAGUUUAAACAACAUGAUUGGUCUUCUAGGAAGAGUUAUAUGGAGAAAAUGAGGGUCAGCCCCACAGAUUCUGGUCUUAUGUGUAGAUAUGUACCCAAUGUCUUUACUUAUGCCUUGGCCUGAUAAGCUCCCUUGAUGCUGGGACCUGUCUGGAGAGAAGUCCUAAGUAGAAUAGCUUCAGUUGCAGAGGGUGAGUGCAAGAGAAAUUAGGGGAAGCUUUUCAGGUACAUUUAGCUCUCAGACCCUGAGCUUAAAUUUUAACCUCCUUCACCUUUACUUGGGAGGGAAGAAAAGGCUCUGGCCCAGGGCCUCCCCUUGUAAGCACUCUUGUGUCCCAGCACCCAGUAAGGCCAUAAAAACUAAAAGGGAGAUUUUCUGCACUCCAAGAGCUUUUUGAACUUCUUAGAACCCCUGUCUAGAGAUGAAUACUUUGGAGUUGAUUAUUCUGCAGUGUGAUAGACCUCAGCUCUCUACCCAGUUUACUGAACUAGAGAAUAUCCAGUCCAUGGGCACUGUGGCAACAGGAACUGCAUGCCAAUUGUACCCGUAAACCUGUUUAUUACUACUCUCCUAGAAACCAGGAGCAAAUGAAAAUUCAUCAUUUUUUAUGCAGAGAAACAAUUCUGAUUAAGUUUCAGGUCCCAAAAGCCAGUUACUGCAUUAAAUUCCUGGGGAGGAUGCUCCUCCCCCCACACCCCCACCCCCAGUCAAGAAAAACAGUGGGGAUGGUUUUCUGAGGGAGCACUCAGCCAUGGAAACCUAUGGAAAUAGGCCAAUCCUCAAUAAUGUUUUGGUUGUUAAUUUCAUUAACCUAUAAGCUAAACUGAAUCAUACUGUAACAGAUAAAUUAAAUGUUUUAUUUUUUGAACAACACAGACUUAAUGAUCUUUCACUUGUCUGGACAACAUUCCCUUGUUGUCUUUCCUGAACACCUUGAUCCUGGAGGAGAUGGUUUCAGACAGAGCUCAGGUAACUGCUGACUCUGCAAAGUAAAAAAAAAACUGAUGUAGUUAUAUGUGAGGCUAACUAUAUAUGUGUGUAUAUGUAAAUACACACACAUAUAUACAUAUACAUACACACACACAUACAUAUAUAUAUUUUUUUAUUUUGAUUUGGUAAAUAUAUAGCCACUCAGUAAAUAAUUCCUAAAUUGAAGUAACCCAGGCCUUCUCUUUUGGAGUGUGCCAGAUUGUUAUGAUGUUAGAUUGGGAGUAUUUUGUUCUGGAGUAAUCUGUGAGACUGCCUUAUCUCCUUAAAAUGUCAAUUUCAUUUAUACAGUGAAUAUCAUAAUGGCUUCUUAUAGAAUGGGUUGUAUAUGAGCAGCAAAGAGAUCAGUUAGGUCUCAUAGCUGUCGCAUGCUUCCUGAGCUACUGCUUGAGAAAUUCCUGAAGCGUAUUUCCUCUUACUUUUACAACCACUACAAGAUGGUUUUAUUUCUCACUCUCCAGAAGCUUCACGAGUAUGAAUGAAUAAAUAGAAUGUAAGCUCCUUAAGAGUAGGAAUUGCCUCAGUCUUUGUGUUCUCAGCACAGUGCCUGAUACAUUGUAGGUGCUUAAUAAAUGCUGAUUGAUUUA